AUGCUGCGUUCGUUAUCGGUGGCCGCCGACCUGGGCAACCUGGCCCUGUCCGUACUCUCGCUCUCACAGCUCGCCCUCGCUCAGUCAUCGAUAUCGCUGUCGCCCUCCUCCAACGCCCCCGAUGGCGCCUCCGAUUACCUCGAUGCGUCUUUUGCCGGGUUCGGCAUCGAGCCCUCGAACCUGUUCUCCUUCACCGGCGGCGACACACCCAACCUGCUUUCCGUGAAGCUCCUACAGAACCUAGCAGACUACGCCGGUGCGCCGCCUCACAUCCGGCUCGGAGGCAACACACAAGACUACAUGCUGUAUGAUUCCGAUUACAAAGACAUUGCUUGGAAGAAGAACCCCAACUCUAUGGCACAGGGCAACGUCGCCGCCGACUCGAUGAUCAUUGGGCCUGGCUACUUUGAGGCCCUCAAUCGCUUUCCCAAAGACACCCCAGUCACCUACGGACUCAACCUGGCCUACAUGGAGGACGACUGGGAGGACCGCAUCGUGGCUGCUGCCCAGGGUGCCGUCUCGGGUAUGACCAACGUCAAGCUGUACUCAUUCGAGGUCGGCAACGAGCCCGACUUGUGGCUACAGAACACCUUCCGCACCGCGCCCUGGAAUGGACAAACCUACACGACGCAGUUCCUCGACCGCGCCGAAGCCGUCUACACCCGUGUCCUGCAGCCAGCGGGCCUGCCGUCGUCCUUUUUCGAGCCCCCCGCGACUGCCUCCACCAUCGGCACGACCUUUGAGAUCUCACAGCUGGUGUCUGAUGGCAUGAUGGAGGGUAGGAACGGUGACAACUACGUGACCGUGUGGAACCAGCACGACUACUUCUAUUUCAUUGGCGUUACACCGACACCCAUUACGCUCAACGAUCUCAUGCAAUUCGACCAAACCAACACUCAAUUCGCAUACUGGGCGAAGCAGGUCAACAUUGGCCUCAAGACUGGUCUGCCCUACGUUCUGCGCGAGAUGAGCUCGAUUGGGCCCAUCGGUAUGCCAGGAGUCAGUGACGCAUUUGGUGCCUCCCUCUGGACCCUCAACUUCUUCCUCUACGCUGCCUCUCUCGAUAUCUCGUCAGUACAGAUGCACAUGACCGACAACUCCAAUGCAAGUGCCUGGCAACCCAUCGAACUUUACGGCCGCGCGCCUUUCGUGCGUACACUGUACUAUGCCCACGCCGCCAUGGCGCAGAUCGUCGGUAACGGCAACGGAACUACUCAGAUUGCCAGUAUGAGCACUAGCAAUGUUGGUGCUUCGUACGACGGUCGAAUUCGCGCAUACUCCAUGUACGCUCACGACAACCUGCAGGCUGUCAUUCUCCUCAACGGCAAGCAAGCCAACGAGUCGCAGUCCAACAAGGGCAGCUUCAACUUCAACGUCAACUUUGGCUCCUCCAACGCAAACAAGGACAUUUAUCUUUCAUACCUCACCGCCGAUGGCGCCGACUCUCAAACCGGAGCUACCUGGAACGGCAUCGCUUACUCGGACACCACCGGCGAGGGUAGCAUUGUGAACAGCACAGUCCACACCGUCACCACUGACGGUUCUGGCAAGGCCACCAUUCCUGUACGCGACUCGCAAGCCGUUGUAGCCAACAUCGGCUGGCAAAUCGGCAGCACAGCAGUCUUGAAGGGUGAUGGCAGUACAGCGAGGAAGAGUAACGCCAGCCCUCGCACCACUCCCACCAGUUUCGCCGCCGUGGCCGCCAUGAUCGCCACCACCUUCGCCCUCUUGGCCGUCAGCGUCUAA
Molecule: messenger RNA, 1746 nt
Organism: Ascochyta rabiei
Lineage: Eukaryota; Fungi; Ascomycota; Dothideomycetes; Pleosporales; Didymellaceae
Exons: 2
Coding region: 1-1746 (581 amino acids)
Source: RefSeq, a predicted model, not a curated record